Molecule: messenger RNA, 1418 nt
Organism: Phanerochaete carnosa HHB-10118-sp
Lineage: Eukaryota; Fungi; Basidiomycota; Agaricomycetes; Polyporales; Phanerochaetaceae
Exons: 4
Coding region: 37-1371 (444 amino acids)
Biological process (GO): lipid metabolic process
Molecular function (GO): phosphoric diester hydrolase activity
Source: RefSeq, a predicted model, not a curated record
CCAUUCUCCACAAGCUGGCGAGAUUUUGUUCUGGAAAUGCGACGCAUCACGGUUGUCAACCGCUCUCAGGAUAUUGUGACUUGUCGCGCUGAGCUUGCCUCGGCUAAGGGCGCAGGAUUCGAAUACUACACUGUGCUGCCGAAUGACACGGAGACUCUCGAACUUCCUAGUUUCCGGGCCGGUCUCGUCCUGGCUCCGCAGUCGCUAGCGGAGAAGGCGGCCUUGCUGGACGAGAGGGAGGUUGCUGCCCCAGAUGGUUUCACAAUACGAGUUCCACUAUCUUUCGGUGCGCUGUGGAAGGCGGUACCUGUGGCAGAGGAGUGUCCAUGGCUUGUUUACAGGGUCAAGGUCACCAAACGACAUCACCAACUACUCAUAAUACCUCGCCGCGACACGAACUCCUUUCUGAGUCAAAUUCCAGACAGCGUACCCUUGUCUUGCGUGACUCUUCCUGGGACACAUGAUACCAUGGCAUUUUAUGGAUGGCCCAUAUCCCAAUGCCAAUCCUUUGAUACUCCAUUGGCGACUCAGCUAGCGUCUGGCAUUCGUGUCCUUGAUAUUCGUCUGGCCGUGAUCAAGGACCGGCUGAUAGCCUACCAUGGGUUAUAUCCCCAACGCAUGCCGUUCCAAGAAAUUUUGACGAUCAUACACGCUUUCCUUACGGCCAACAAGACCAAGCAUGAGACUGUCGUCAUGUCCAUCAAGCAGGAAGACUUCAGGACGGUUUCCGGCAUGCUCUUCUCGAAGCUCGUUCACGACGAGAUCAUAAAUGGCCCCGGAGGGCGCGACAUGUGGUUCCUGGACAACCGCAUCCCAUUGCUGGGCGAAGUGCGAGGGAAGAUCAUCAUGUUCAGCAGGUUUGGUGGCGAUGGCGAGGGAUGGGAUGACGGACGGGAGGGCAUCGGUAUCCACCCGACUGCCUGGCCGGACAGCGAGAGGAGGGGCUUCACGUGGGACUGCAAGAACACGGUGGUGCGCACACACGACUGGUACAACAUCCCGUCCUUCUUGUCGAUCCCUGAGAAGACGCAGCUCUCAACGCAGAUUCUGCUCCCUCCCGCUGCCGACCCGCCGACGCCCUCGCUCGCGAUCACCUUCUUCUCCGCGGCGUCCUCACUCGCGUUCCCGCCGAUCGUCGCGCGCGGCUUCGGCUGGCCCAAGUUCGGACUCGGCGUCGAGGGCGUCAACGCGCGCGUCGCGCGUUGGCUCAUGAGCAUGCUCUGCGAGGCCGACGCCGCGGGUGCCCUGCAGGAGCCGCGCAUACGCGGAUGGACACUCGCGGACUUCUAUGCGGACCCUGAGCCGGCGCUUGUGCCGCUUCUCGUGGAGUGCAACUUCAGAGGGCGUGUGCAUGGCGAGGAAGGCUGGUAGGCGCUGCUCGCCGGGGACGUAUUUUCGUAAUUAUGAUACUUGGAAAG